AGACCAACCUAAUGUUAAAACCUAAAAAAGAAUAUGGUGAGAUUUUGGGGGUCUUAUUCCCCAUUUUUGAGGUACACAAUUAAAAGUUCGAUAUUCGGUACGGAAUCACCUGGGAAUUUUAUUUUUGCUCCCCAAAAGAAAAAUAACGCUGAAUUUUUGGGCUUAAAGCUUCUAUCUUUCUCUCCAUCAUUAUAUAUAAUAUAUAUAUAUAUAUAUAUAUAUAUAUAUAUAUAUAUAUAUAGACACAUUUAUACUGGCUCAAAGAUUUCCCAAAAUAACGAAUUUCAUUUCUGUAGACGGGAUCUUCAAUUCUGAUUUCUUUUUCCCGGCACUUUUUUCUUUGUUUCUCUCUCUGCUUCUUCGAUAGCGACGCCGAAAUCAAAGAAACACACCGAAAAUUUUAGCUUAUGGGUCGGCCUCCCAGCAAUGGAGGCCCUGCCUUCCGCUUCACGGCUUCCGAGGUCGCGGAGAUGGAAACUAUAUUGCAAGGACACAAUAAUACCAUGCCAGCUCGGGAAGUUCUUGUUGCACUUGCUGAUAAGUUCAGUGAAUCAGUAGAACGGAAAGGGAAGAUUGCUGUGCAAAUGAAGCAAGUUUGGAAUUGGUUCCAGAAUAGACGAUAUGCUAUCAGAGCAAAGACAUCCAAGGCUCCUGGAAAGUUAGCUGUCUCUCCAGUUGUCCAAAUUGAGUCAACCCCUGUGAGAAAUGUGCCUCAAACCGUAGUUGUUCCUGCUCCCACACCAGUAGGCACCGCAAAGAGUGCUCCAGAAAAUCCAUUGUCGGAAUUUGAAGCUAAAUCUGGGAGGGAUGGUGCAUGGUAUGACGUUGCUACCUUUUUAUCGCAUAGAUCUGUGGAAAGUGGUGACCCGGAAGUACUAGUAAGAUUUUCUGGUUUUGGAUCCGAGGAGGAUGAGUGGGUUAAUAUACGAAGGAACAUUAGACCUCGUUCUCUACCUUGUGAAUCAUCAGAAUGUGUGGCGGUUCUUCCAGGCGAUCUCAUCUUAUGCUUUCAGGAGGGAAAAGAGCAGGCACUUUACUUUGAUGCCCACGUGCUUGAUACACAACGAAGAAGGCAUGAUGUACGAGGUUGUCGAUGCAGGUUUUUGGUUCGUUAUGAUCAUGAUCAAUCUGAGGAAAUUGUUCAGUUGAGAAAGAUUUGCCGUCGACCUGAGACUGAUUACCGGUUGCAACAGCUUCACGCCGUAAAUGAAGCAGCAUCCAUUGAGCCCUCAAAGUCUGGCAUGGAUUCUGUACUGCUCAGUGGUCAGAGGAUAAAUUUCGAAACACCACAAAAUCCACUUAGCAAGGAUGCAGCCUUGGUUAUACCAAAUGCAAAUCCCCAUAUAAAUGCCCAUGCCCAAACUAGUACUCAGGAAGCAAGGAAUACUGAAACUAACACUGCUCCGAUCACAUUCAGUUCCGGUAAUCACAAUGCUCCAACCACAUUCAACUCUGCUAAUCUCGCAGGUAGCUCUGCAUUCUCAAGUGGUAUCGUGACAAACACUGUUUCUGGUGGGUCAGCUGACAAUGUGUCUGAUGGGAAGUUACUUAGUUGAUUAUGGGGGAAAAGUAAAAUUCUCCAUUAGUCUAAUUUUAACAGAACCUAUCAAUUUAAAAUUUUGCCUGACUCGUUUAUUUAGGAUGAGUAAAUACCUAGCGAAGUCUGUUCUUUUUGUCCCAUGUUUCAAAGUUAUAGGUUCUCCAUCCACUUGCUGUGAAUGCUGAAUGUUCUUGACGGAUGAAAAAUGCAGGACUCAUGCCUCAAGUGUAGUAUCGAACAGGUCAGAGGCGUCAUCUCUCCCA
This is a messenger RNA of Cucumis melo (muskmelon), 1803 nucleotides long. Its product is annotated as protein SAWADEE HOMEODOMAIN HOMOLOG 2. The transcript is spliced from 9 exons. Gene Ontology annotation, molecular function: chromatin binding; DNA binding. Lineage: Eukaryota; Viridiplantae; Streptophyta; Magnoliopsida; Cucurbitales; Cucurbitaceae. The record is from RefSeq and is a predicted model, not a curated record. Bases 408 to 1556 code for a protein of 382 amino acids.